AUGAAUAGUGUGUUGACAUCACGAGUUGUGAUCAUAACAGUUGGUUCACCAAGUGUGUGCUGGCACGAGCAGGCGCUGAUAGCGGAGCGGGUACAGAACGAGGAGACAAUGGAUCUGUUCCGACAUACCACACAGCUCGGUUACCAUCCAGAGUCCAGCCUGGGCUACGGCCAGUGGGUGUGUCAGACACUGCGACAGGCCACCAAUGAUCCCCACUACAUCUACAGCAUUGAGCGUAUGCAUGCCGUUCCAGUUGCAAUUGAUGCGCUCACCUGGUCUACAGAUGACAGAGAGGAUGACGCUUGUGGGCUGAACAUGCUGGGCUGUCUGCUGGAGCGUUGUGGUCGCUACCGCAGCAGUGUAGAGGUUCUCAGUAGAGCUGUUGACCAGGCUCCGCCCACACAUCGAGACAAGGUUUUGGCCAACUUUGGACGGGUGCUGCUCAAGGCUGAAAAGGUGGAGGAUGCUGUGCAAGUGUACCGGGCCAUCUCCAAAGCUGAUAUUCAUUCCCAGUGUGGCCUUGCACUCGCUUUGUACAGAGAUAAGCAGUAUCAGGAGGCUUUUGAAGCAUAUGAAGCUGCCCUGAAUUGGUGGGCACAGGACGAUGCAGUAAAGUCCCAUCUCCAUGUAGCAAUGGCUGCCGUCGCUUACAAACUGGCCGGUGUUGCCGACCUUGCUAAGACUUUACUUCUUAAAGGAAACCAGCUGAAACCGACGUCUGUGUAUGGAUUGUUUGCUGCCUGUUCACUGGGCAUGUUGAACAGUGACCUAGAGCUCUCCAAGAUGGUGCUCCGUGAUUUACUCAAGUACCAAAAUGAGGCUGAAUACAUACCACACAUUGCUCUCUUCCAGGCAUAUACAAAGUUUCUUCAGUGUGAUUUUCAAGGGUCAGUGUGGAGCAUGAGUAAGACAGUACAUGUCCAUCCAUCUCUGCCUGCGUUAUGGCUGCACCAGGCAUUACUGAUACUGAACAAGCACAGUGUUGGUGAAUCAGCAGGGGUGGUGGGUGUUGGCAAGGUGGGAGUAGCCGCUCACUCGGCUCGCACUGCCAUGACUCUUGGGCGCACCAAGAUGGAUGUCUCCAAGGUACUGGCUGUUGUGAGCCUCAGUCAGCUGAUGAGUGGUGAUGCCAACCGUGCUCUUUCAGCAAGUCAGCACGCCGUCCACUUGUACCCUGCUGUGGGUGAGUCCUGGGCAGUCCUGGCCACAUCCUGCCAUGCUGCCAGUGUUACCGAUGUCACACCUGCUCACCUGCGCUCGUUUAUUUCCCACGCACGCCAGAACAUCGAGCUUGAACGUCCACUUGCUAAGUGGAUGAGUAACUUUGAGCGUAAGAUUUCGUUACUCGCUGCAUAAACAUUGUCAAAAUCAAGUAAAUCUUUCAA
Homalodisca vitripennis (glassy-winged sharpshooter) is the source of this 1385-nucleotide messenger RNA. Its product is annotated as tetratricopeptide repeat protein 37-like. NCBI's taxonomy places the organism in Eukaryota, Metazoa, Arthropoda, Insecta, Hemiptera, Cicadellidae. The record is from RefSeq and is a predicted model, not a curated record. Gene Ontology annotation, molecular function: protein binding. Gene Ontology annotation, cellular component: Ski complex. The transcript has 6 exons. The coding region runs from base 1 to 1356 and encodes 451 amino acids.